CCAUUUCCAAGUGUGGAGAUAUGACAACCACUAUGCAAACAUUACGUUUCCAGUUGCUUCCCCCUGAACCGGGGCAGGAUUGGCCACCACCAUGUGAACAAGAGAUAGAGAGGCGGUACCAGGUUGUCCCUUCUGUAGUGUGCGCCAUGUGUUGCUUAUUUGGAAUAAUCUACUGCUUCUUUGGUUACCGCUGUUUCAAGGCUGUGAUGUUUUUAACUGGGCUCAUGUUUGGCUCCGUAGUUAUAUUUAUGCUUUGUUAUAAGGAGCGUGUUCUGGACACACAGCUGAGUGUGGAAGCAAGCGUUGGCAUUGGACUGGGCAUUGGUGUGCUCUGUGGAUUGGUUACUAUGCUGGUUCGAAGUGUAGGGCUCUUCAUGGUUGGAUUACUGCUUGGACUUUUACUGGCUAUAGCCACCCUGAUUAUCAUGGAACAGUUCUAUCACCCCCGCACAGUCUGGGUUCCAGUUGCUCUCUUACUUGGCAUUGGAAUGCUCUUUGCUGUACUGACACUGCAGUGGCAGCGCUUUUUUACCACACUCUCUACGGCAGUCUUUGGAAGUGCCAUCAUGACAGUAACAGUGGACUACUUCAUUGAGCUUUUUCUACUUGUGCAGUAUGUGUACCAGCGAAUGAAGGUGGCUCCACCACAGACGGUGUGCUGGUAUAGCUGGGUCAUUCUUGGCAUUUGGCCACUGCUCAGUUUGCUGGGAGUGUUGGUUCAGUGGAAAGUAACAGCAGAAGGUUACUCACACACAGAAGUUAUUAUCAGCCGACAGCAGCGUCGUGUCCAACUUAUGAAGAUAAAACAGAGGGAAGAACGUAAGGAGAAGAAAAGAAAGAAAAAGCCUCACCAUCAUCAUCCUCACGCGCAGCACAAAGCCCCUCAACCCCCUGAGCCAGCGUUUCGCAGAAAACCUACUCCCAUCCGACGUUUUGAUGGGGACGUUAUUUCUCCAAGUUACAUCCAGAGUUUCCGCGACCAACAGUCGGGUUCAUCCAGAAGCCGCAUGACUGGAGCUCACACAGUGGUGGACUUAGACUAUGAUUGUGGCUCUCGGGUCCCACUUACUGCAGGUGCCGCAUCAGCUGUGCGAGUAUAGCACAAGGGGGACAAACAGGGAGGUGGAUCAGGGAGAAAGUGGGUGCUGUAACACCCAUACACUGUGCUGUAACACAGGAAACACUGUGACACUGCUCACAUUGCAUUCUGACACUGCACUGACUACAUCCUA
This is a messenger RNA of Bombina bombina (fire-bellied toad), 1232 nucleotides long. RefSeq names its product transmembrane protein 198 (gene TMEM198). Gene Ontology annotation, cellular component: plasma membrane; cytoplasmic vesicle. The record is from RefSeq and is a predicted model, not a curated record. Lineage: Eukaryota; Metazoa; Chordata; Amphibia; Anura; Bombinatoridae. Gene Ontology annotation, biological process: positive regulation of canonical Wnt signaling pathway. The transcript has 4 exons. Bases 21 to 1100 code for a protein of 359 amino acids.